AUGGUCGGUCCGCUGCCCAAGGCUGUGUGCACAGUUAAGGUUAUUACCUCCGGGCAAGACUCGCCAUUCGUCUGCCUCCAAGAAGUCCUGCAUUCUCAGCUCACCGAUAUCCAAGCACGGCUGGGGCCUUCUUGGGGACGUAUCGGUCAAGGGCGGGAGGACGGGAAGGAAGCCGGGGAGUACUCUUCGAUUUUCUUCCGUGCAGAUCACUGGGAGUGCGAUCGCAGCAGGACAUACUGGCUGUCUCCAACUCCUGAAGUGUCUUCGAAGGGAUGGGAUGCUGCUUUUGAGCGGGUCGUCACUAUCGGCUCCUUCCGCCACAAGAGGACUGGGGCAGUUGUGGUGGUCAUGAGUACCCACUUUGAUCAUGAAGGGGAGGUUGCCCGCGAGCAAAGCGCCCACCUUCUCCUCAAGCUUGCCAGAACGUGGUGCGGAGAGGGUGCCUUUGACCUGUCGGCUCCCGUAUUCUUCGGUGGCGACUUCAACAGCACUCCGACUGGACGAGCAUACAAGGUACUAACCGAACCGGGCAUAGGAAUGAAAGAUAUCUUUAAUAUCUUGCCGGCAGAUGCAAAGUACGGGAACGAGGAGAUAACCUUCACCUCCUUCGGAGACGAUCCAAACCAACAUCCGGCAAGAAUAGAUUUCUUGUUUGUACGGGACUUGGGCAGCCUUCGUUUUCUGAGCUUCAGCAUCCUUCCCAACAGGUUCGAUGAGGGGGUUUAUCUCUCAGAUCAUCGGCCGGUGGUUGCAGACGUCGAGGUCUCAGUUCAAGUGGCCAUGUGA
Messenger RNA from Chaetomium globosum CBS 148.51, 786 nucleotides. RefSeq lists its product as uncharacterized. The coding region runs from base 1 to 786 and encodes 261 amino acids. Gene Ontology annotation, molecular function: 3'-5'-RNA exonuclease activity. The record is from RefSeq and is a predicted model, not a curated record. Lineage: Eukaryota; Fungi; Ascomycota; Sordariomycetes; Sordariales; Chaetomiaceae. The transcript has a single exon.